AAGAUUAUUUAUUAUUACUAUUAUUUAAUACUAUUUAUUAUUGCAUAAUACUCAAUAACAGUAUUCUUCUGUCGUAAUAGUCGUCGGCCGUCGUUCGAGACCCUGAUGCGACGUUGUAGUCCGUUACGCUGUCAAAUCGCUUCGUAUAAUAAUUUAGUCUAGUCAUACAGCUGCAGUGACAGUGCGCCUUCCAUUCUCGCGAUCUCGUCGAACGGUAUCAAUAACAACAGCGGUUUUGGAUCAGGCUCGCCGAAAACCCUGAACCGACUGGCGCGCGCGCGCUCGACCGCUCUCAGUCGUCUACCUCGCGGGAGUGGCGUACCCCUCCGCGCUCGGCAGUCCGUCCCGUUAUUACUUCCUAGCAAGUCGACGUCCCGUGGUUCCACUGUUCGUCCCGUGUUCUAGCCGACCAGCAUGGCCGCUUUCAGUACCGCAUUCGCGGUAGCCGUCUGCUGUUUCGCGUUGUUCGGUUCGACGUCCGUGUCGUCCGACAGUGGCGCCGGAAAUCCAUCCAAAAGCGUUCACCUCGGCAGUGGCAAAGGACCGAUCGAAGGCCAACAGACGCUCAAGUUCCUGUACUGUUAUUCUUGUGGAUAUCAAAAAGCAUUUGAUCAAUACUCAAGUAUUCUUAGUGAAAAAUACCCUCAUCUACACAUCGAAGGAGCAAAUUAUGACCCUUCCAUGGCACACUUACUAGCAGCCAAAGUAUUGAGCCUAGCAAAAAUGGUGAUUAUAAUUGCCAUUGGAUCUGGAAUCAACUUAUUCGAAUAUAUUGGCAAGCAACAACCAAACUGGUGGAUCUGGUGUACAUCUAAUAAAAUCUAUGCUUGUCUUGUGGUAUUUUUUGGCUCAAAUAUGUUUGAAGGAAUGCUUAUUUCAACCGGUGCAUUUGAGUUGUAUUUUAAUGAUAUUCCCGUUUGGUCGAAAUUGGAAACUGGAAGGAUUCCUCAACCUGCUGAAUUAUUACAAAUUAUUGAUAACUAUUUAUUGUUUGAAAACCCAUAUCCUGCAUAAGUAUUGUCUAACAAUUAAUUACCCAAAAAAUGAUUUCUUUUUUAAUCAAGAUAUAUCCUGUUUUUUUUUUUUAUAUAAAGUCAAUACUUACCAUUGUUUUAUUAAAUGCUUUAGUGAUUAUAUCGUUAGUAAACAUAAAAACAUAAUAAUAAUUUCCUCGCUCCUAGUAUGUCUUGGAUGGCAAACCAAGUCUCAAUAUUUCUGAAUAAACACAAACAAUGUAUUUGAAGUUUUAGGAUUGUGUCUAUAAAAGUUUAAUACAUACAAAUAACUCUUGCGCUCCCGUUUCAAAUAAUUUAUGAUAUAAUCAAAUCACGUUAAUUUACACAAAUGUAUGUAUUGCUUAAGUACAUUUUAAAUUAUACUGAAUAGUAUAUAUGUUAUUUGGAACUAAUCAAUAGUCAAUCUUUCUUUUCAGCCUAGAAAUAAAUGUUUGGUUUUUAUUUGUGAACAUUUUUGAAAAUCAAUUUUGUUGCCAUAUUCAUUGUUCAUCAGAUUUCUGUAAAAUAUAAAUUAUAAUAUAAAUGAUAUUCUUGGGUGAUCAGUUUACCAUGCCUGUAAACCAUUAAUGGCUUUAAAUUAUAAUAUAAAUUUAUACAUUCCAUUCUAUUAUUUAAGUGGGCGGUUUUGUACAUUUUGAACUGAUAAAAUAAAUAUUGACAAAACGUAUCAUAAUAUGUAAAUGUUACAUUUUCUUAAUUUAUUUUAUUAUUAUGAACAAAUAUUAAUUAACAAAUGGUUAUUAUUGUUUUAAAGAUUAGAGGUUUCACAGAACAUGUUUUUAUUGAAUUAUUUGUUUCCAAACUACCAUUUUUUAACAUUAAUGCCUAUGUUAUAAAAACAUGAUUUCAUAGUUGACUUAUGAUGACUUAACUAUUUAAAUCCGAAUUUUAAACUAAAAAUUAUCUUAUUUUUCUUUCAAAUGUUAAAAUUGUGUUUUUAAUAAAUGAGAGCAUAUAAAUUUUAAAUUAAACUCAUUUAUUGUAUUUUAUGGUAUUAAAUCAACAAAUAAUAAAUUGUAUUGAAAUCAGCUUUUAAAAACUACUGGGUUUGAAUUAAAUAAAUUAUGAUAAGCCAGAAUUGAAUUGAAGUUCAAAAUAUUUUACAAGGUUCUAAGUAGUUUGGUUAUUUUAAAACUUGUAUCGAGUAAAAUGUUAAAAGAAAUUUUGCAAACUAUACCAGUCUUUGAUAUAAUCAGGAAAAUUGCUGACAUCAAGCCCAAAAACAGAUUUUGAUUAACUAUUAAAAUAUAUUUACUAUGCCUAAUAGUGUUAAUUAUAAUUGUGUAAGGAAUUGCAUAAUAUGAAACUCAAAAACUACAUUUUCGUAUAUUUGAACAAAUCGUGAGAUGAUUGAUAAAUUAAAACAAUAAUGGUCAACUUUUACUAUUUGUUAAUUUGUUUGCCAUUUUGAACCGAACAAUCUCUGUGUUCGUUACAUGUUGUAAUUUAUUUAUUCUCAAUAUUCUUAUAAAAUAAUUUUUAAAAUUUAUUUUUAGGUUUCAUGUGCAAAUAUUUGAAUAAACAUAAGAAUUUAAACCAAAGAA
Myzus persicae (green peach aphid) is the source of this 2560-nucleotide messenger RNA. It is a transcript of the gene SelT, whose product is annotated as selT-like protein. The record is from RefSeq and is a predicted model, not a curated record. Gene Ontology annotation, biological process: cell redox homeostasis. Lineage: Eukaryota; Metazoa; Arthropoda; Insecta; Hemiptera; Aphididae. The transcript is spliced from 4 exons. Gene Ontology annotation, cellular component: endoplasmic reticulum membrane. Bases 415 to 1014 code for a protein of 199 amino acids. Gene Ontology annotation, molecular function: thioredoxin-disulfide reductase (NADPH) activity.